Messenger RNA from Suillus subalutaceus, 1308 nucleotides. RefSeq lists its product as uncharacterized. The transcript is spliced from 3 exons. Bases 1 to 1308 code for a protein of 435 amino acids. The record is from RefSeq and is a predicted model, not a curated record. NCBI's taxonomy places the organism in Eukaryota, Fungi, Basidiomycota, Agaricomycetes, Boletales, Suillaceae.
AUGACUGGCGAUGAUGAAGAUCCAUCAGUGUCAUUCGUCGGUGACCCAUUUCAGUCCACCCUCGAUCUGCACGCAGGGUAUCACCCGAUGUACAAUCCUUCUGCUAUCCCUUAUCAGGGGUCUGGGCUACCACACUCGUCUCCUCCUCUGUACUUUCCUGCAUUCCCUCCACCAAUCGUGUCUGUUGAUGGAAUAUCCACUUUAGCACCAGACUCGGAGGACAUCCCGUCUCUUGGAGAGCUGUUACGCCUCGAUGAGCCAUUGCCUCUUGGGGAUUCAUUCCACGUCAGAGAUCCUUCGCCUCCCCCUCAACCAUCUGGAUCACAUAAUCGCCAACCUCUGGAAAAGCCGAUAGAAAUCAAGUUUUUGCCAUACCCGCGUGGUUUUUCGGAUGCUCCUCCGUCCACGGCACCCUCGCGACCAUCUCGCAUAGCGCCCUUACAGUACAAUGAGAAGACCCGAAUCCAUCAGAAAAUCUUCGGAGCGGUGCGUACGACACUCAUUCGAUCUGCACUUAGUACAUCCCCAUUCUUGACUGAGCAACAAAGAAAGGCGGCAGCUCAUGAUGAAUUGGUUUCGGCAGCAAAUGUAUAUGAUGAAGAGUACGGGGGUCAAUGGGGUGCAGAAAAUGUCACCAUGUUCUAUAAAUUGUUCACAGUGCCGCCGUCCAUGGAUAUCAUGUCUACCUGCAAGAAAAUUGCCCGUUCCGUAGCUCAAAUCGGGUACAAACUUCGCCCCUCAAUCUGGUCGGAGAGGUCUGAACCACAGUAUCAGAUUGAUGCAGUGAUGGACCUCAUCAAUGAUCCUUUAUUCCCCCUCAAAUACAUAUUCAGGAAUGACUUGGAUGAUGCCCAAGUCAACAAUGAUUCCCAAGUCGAUGGCGAUUCCCAAGUCGAUAACGAUCCCCAAGUCGACAGCAAUCCCCAAGUUGACAGCAACCCCCAAGUUGACAGCAACCCCCAAGUCAACAGCAAGAAGCUGUUUGCUUUCGAAAAUCAUGUGGUAUUGCAUGUCGUUAUGAACACCAUUUUGAAGCUCGGCUACGUGCCCUACAUUACAGAACUUGACAGUCUGUUUUGUACAGCCGCAGCAGCCGUGGAGUGUGCUCUACAGGAGCUAGCGGGCGGGCUGUUAACAGUAUCCAUCAACUUUGGAGUAGCUAAUUUCAAGCCUAGGUACACAGUGCUAUCAGAUUGCAUUAGAGACUACAUCAAACCCAACCCGAAGCUCUCGACGCAGUGGGAGGAAUACAAGAAACACACUCAUGCCAGAUUGAUAGACAUAGUAGCCGCUGCACAUCGUGUUUGA